GCGUGCAUUGACUGCCCAUUUGUUCUCUACUCUCGCCUGCACGGAACGCACAGUCACCCGAUCGAUCGGAUCUCUCGCUACACGGCCAUCUGACGCAGUUCCGGUUUCGGGUAAUCGCCUAUUCCCGAUUACUUGGCGCGGCCGGCAGGCAGAGAGGCGAGAUCGUGCAAUCGAUCACCCGUCAAUCCUACGAAGGAAAGGGGAGGCUGGAAAGUCCAGUCGGUACAUUCAACGUCCGCCGGUGGAUCGUGUCUUCCACCUGGCAAACUCCCACUUGGCUGGAAAUUUCACCGACGGCAACUCGCUAUGGGGCAACACGGUAGACAGCCGUUUUCGCGGGAGGUUGCUUUGCUUUUGUUGAUGGCCUCGACGGCCUCGGCCCUUUCACUCUCCAAUUUUCAAGUCAUCGGCUCGUCUGCGGUUCCAAUCAGCUGCAUCCUGGCGUACAACAAUGAAAUCCCUGGCUGUACAGUCAACGACUUUGUCCGGGGAAGGACAUGUUCGGCAGAGUGCGUGAGGGGUCUUGAGGAGGUUCAGGAGACCAUCGAGUCCGUCUGCAGCAACGUGAACGCGCCUGCGACGUCAGUUCUGGGACAGGUGCUUGCGGGCAAUCUGGUGAAUCUGCUCUGUCCAGGCGCAUCUGGAGAUGCGCCAAUGCCAACAAUCCGUCCUCCCACGACCUCAGCUGUGGAGACGCCGACGUCGACGGAGGAAUCUGUCACUCAGACGACUAGCGAUUUUGAGCAGUUUCCGACUUCAGCUCAGUCUUCCACAUCAGUAUCGACGAGCACAACCUCCGGCCUCUCGGCCGAGCCGACUCAAGAUACCGACGAGUCCGGAGGCGGGAGCCCUUUCGAUGCCUUCAGUAGCAACUCUGGCUCCCCACGGCUUACCAUUCGUUGGGCGGAAGCGGCACCUGUUGGCUUAAUAGUAGGCCUCAUAGUCAUGCGAUAGUCAUCUGGGAUGCCGGAAAGAGAUGCGCGGCGCUGUGAAGGGACGGUCGUUGGCUGCCUUGACGAAGUAGCGUUUAUAAUGAAUGAUACGGCCGUGUAGGGUCUAGGCGACGGUGGCCUGGCAUGUCGGGAUAUUCAGGGCUGUUACGGGAUAACCAGUUUCAUGGGAGGCAGGGCCGGCUUGAAGCAUGCUGUGCAAUAAUGCUGGGCGAUGGCUGCAAGGGCGGAAGGGAAGACGGGUAACUGCGUAAUU
Messenger RNA from Canariomyces notabilis, 1206 nucleotides. RefSeq lists its product as uncharacterized. The transcript is spliced from 2 exons. The record is from RefSeq and is a predicted model, not a curated record. Lineage: Eukaryota; Fungi; Ascomycota; Sordariomycetes; Sordariales; Chaetomiaceae. Bases 307 to 954 code for a protein of 215 amino acids.